AUGGUUACGGCUGCAGCUAUCAUCGUUGACUACGUGCAAUCUCACGGCUUUAUUGCUAAUCCCAAACCUUCAUGGAAAAAGGGAAAGACUGAGAAUCAAGAGUGGAUUGUAGAAAUUGAGCCCCAGUGGAAAGGUGAUUGGGACAAAGUUAAUGGUGAUAAAGGUCUUCUGGCCCUUUUUAAAGAAUUGGGAACGAAAAACAACUUUAAAGAUCUCCGAUCGCUGUUUGAGGGCAAUCCAAUAUACGGUGAAGAAUGCGGUUACACAGACCCCAAAGGCCCCCCUGCUGAUCGACCAAAUGAUGGCGCUGCUACCUUUUCACGUGGGAUUUUACACGCUGGUACAUGCGAAAUAUGGUUUGAUGAUAAAAUGGUCCUUCAGAACGACGAUUGCCAAUCCGCGUACGGUGAUGGUACGAAAAAGACAAUUUCUGUUCUGAAGCCUGUUGAUUACGGAUUAUGUGCUCCCGAAGGCUGCAUGCUUCGAUUUUACUGGCUUGCCUUACAGCGUAUUGACAAGACAGUUUGGCAAGUCUACAGAAACUGUAUUCCCUUGAAAGGUUCUGGUGGUGGCGGCGGUAAGGAUUCCGAUCCUACUCAGGAAUCACCCGUUCAAGAGGACGUAUCGUCGAAAAGCAAGAGUGAUUCGGACUCUUCCAAGAAGUCUGAUUCGGACUCUUCCAAGAAGUCUGAUUCGGACUCUUCCAAAGAAACCGAUUCGGACACCAAGUCCGACGAAGACGUUACGCAGGUCACUCCUACUACCGAUGACUCGAAAUCUCCGUCGCCGACACCUGAUUCGAACACUUCGUCAGAUAAAACGCCUGAGAUCACCCCAGCCCCGACCCCGGCCCCAAGCAGCAAAUGCAAAGGGCAACGCCGUCGCAAUUAA
This is a messenger RNA of Plasmopara halstedii, 891 nucleotides long. RefSeq lists its product as uncharacterized. Lineage: Eukaryota; Oomycota; Peronosporomycetes; Peronosporales; Peronosporaceae. The transcript has a single exon. The record is from RefSeq and is a predicted model, not a curated record. The coding region runs from base 1 to 891 and encodes 296 amino acids.